UCCGGCACUAGUGCAAGUACAGGGUAGCGUAAAUACCCGCACAGUCAGCACAUACGUCUCAUACUUUGUGUAGGGCUCAUCUUUUUUCAGCACAGAUGCUUGUUAGUGCUUUCUUCAAAAACACUUUAUAAAUAUAGAUUAUACAUUAUGGGCAUCAGACAUGAGUGCACUGCAGGCUUGUAUGGAGCAAGUUGACAAGGGGACACAGCUGCUGCUAUCUCUCAGAAUUCGUUUUUUACGGUGUUUCAUCCAAUCCUCUCAUAGAAGCGGAUUAGAAGCUGUAAUGAAUCCAGGGCAAGCGCAUCCCCGACCAAGCAGUCGCUAAGCUCACCUCAGGCGCAGCUGUACAGGAGGGUGGGGCGCUGGCCUUUGAUGCUGUGACAGUUCAGAGCGCGCGCCUGGUCUCGCGACGUCUCGUGCGUGCUCUCGAGAGUCAGAGGAAAGAGACCUAGCCAAUGUGUGUCGGCGCAAAGAGGGUACCCACACACACACACCCAAAGGGCUGAAACGGCGCUCACGUGACUGGCGGCUGCUGCUGAAGAUUGAAAGAGGGAGGGAGAGACAGACACCCGGUGUAACGAGACCGGAGGGGACGGCAGUAUGGACAAUUUAAAUGAUGCCCUGGAAAAACUGAAGCUUACUGGAACUGAGUGCACAUCUGACAAACUGGAUGGGUGUUUAGAUUGCCUGCUUCAGGCGCUUGGCCAUAACAAUACAGAGAGCAGUGAAAAGAUUCAGCAAUCUGGAAUUCUUCAACUAUUUGCCAGUAUUCUGAAUUCACAAUCAUCUUGUGCUUCAAAAGUCGCUCACAUAGUAGCAGAGAUAGCAAAAAAUGAAUUAAUGCGUAUACCAUGUGUAGAAGCUGAUUUAAUUCCACCACUGGUGCAGCUUCUACACUCUAAGGAUCAAGAAGUUUUACUGCAAACAGGAAGAGCUCUUGGAAAUAUAUGCUAUGAUAACCAUUCCCUUCAAACCCAACUCAUACAAAUGGGUGUAAUUCCUAUUUUAGUGGACCUCUUAGCAGUUCAUUCUCAGAACACUGCAUUGACAGAGAUGUGCCUUGUAGCGUUUGGUAAUUUGGCAGAACUUGAGUCAAGCAAAGAGCAGUUUGCCGCUACAAAUGUUGCAGAAGUUAUUGUUAAACUUUUUAAAAAGCAAACAGAACAUGAAAAAAGGGAAGUUAUUUUUGAAGUUCUGGCUCCAUUGGCCGAAAAUGAUGCAAUCAAGAUGCAGUUGGUGGAAGCUGGCUUAGUGGAAUGCCUCCUCGAUAUAGUUCAGCAGACUGUAAAUAGUGAAAAAGAUGAUGAUGUUGCUGAAUUAAAAACGUCUUCAGAUCUUAUGGUAUUGCUACUCCUGGGUGAUGAGUCCAUGCAAAAACUCUUUGAAGGGGGAAAGGGAAGUGUCUUUCAAAGGGUGUUAUCAUGGCUUCCUUCCAACAAUCACCAACUGCAACUUGCAGGUGCCCUUGCAAUUGCAAAUUUUGCAAGGAAUGAUGGGAAUUGUAUCCAUAUGGUGGACAGUGAGAUUGUACAGAAACUUCUAGAUCUUCUAGACAGACAUGUAGAAGAUGGGAAUGUAACAGUACAACAUGCAGCACUCAGUGCCCUUAGGAACUUGGCCAUCCCGGUUGUGAAUAAAGCAAAAAUGCUGUCUGCGGGGGUUACAGAAGAAGUGCUGAAAUUUCUUCCUUCUGAAAUGCCUCCAGUGCAGUUUAAAUUACUAGGAACUUUGCGAAUGCUAAUUGAUGCACAAGCUGAAGCUGCUGAACAGUUAGGAAAGAAUGAAAAACUAGUGGAACGCUUAGUUGAAUGGUGUGAAGCCAAGGACCAUGCUGGUGUUAUGGGAGAAUCUAAUAGGCUACUCUCAGCACUCAUACGGCACAGUAAAUCGAAGGAUGUAAUUAGAACAACUGUUCAAAGUGGUGGCAUCAAGCACUUGGUCACCAUGGCAACCAGUGAACAUGUAAUAAUGCAAAAUGAAGCCCUCGUUGCUUUGGGAUUAAUAGCUGCAUUAGAAUUACAAGCUGCUGAGCGUGAUCUAGAGAGUGCUAAGUUAGUUGAGGUCCUGCACAGACUGUUAUCAGAUGAAAGAAGCGCUCCAGAGAUAAAGUACAACUCCAUGGUCCUGAUCUGUGCUGUAAUGGGCUCUGAACCUCUACACAAGGAAGUUCAGAAGCUAGCAUUCCUAGAUGUCGUAUCUAAAUUACGGAGCCAUGAGAACAAAACAGUUGCUCAGCAGGCAUCUCUAACAGAGCAGAAACUUACUGUACAGAGCUGAGAUUUGUUUGCACACAAUGUCUGUAACACUGAAUCCAUUGUUCUCCCCUGUUUUUGCCAAUGUCCCCAUUAAUUGUGAUGUUUUAUUUGUGCAUGUUUGCUAUGAUACCUCAGUUACCUUUGUUAUGAGCCACUGGAGGUACUGCUACGGCCAUAUUGUUCCACUUCUUUCCUUGUUGCUUGAACCCAAGGGUAACUGUGCAUGUGUAGUCCUUUGAUGUACCAGUGAUACUCAGUGCUCCUUUGAUGCAACCCUGAAAUGCAUUGUAGAGUAUUGCUAGAUUAGGGGUAAUAGAAAAUACAGCCAGUUCUUUUUGAAUUGGAUUAUCAAAUGUAGUAACACCAGCACCAUUUUUGGUGCUCUGUAAGCAUACUAGGAAGGGACUGUAUUGCCGCACAUUCACUAGUCUUGACUGUUGCUCUUAAACAUGUGGUACAGUACCUAGAGUUAACUAAUAAAACUUCUGGUUCCCUCUUA
Xenopus laevis (African clawed frog) is the source of this 2754-nucleotide messenger RNA. RefSeq names its product RAP1, GTP-GDP dissociation stimulator 1 S homeolog (gene rap1gds1.S). The transcript has 14 exons. The record is from RefSeq and is a predicted model, not a curated record. NCBI's taxonomy places the organism in Eukaryota, Metazoa, Chordata, Amphibia, Anura, Pipidae. Bases 601 to 2277 code for a protein of 558 amino acids. Gene Ontology annotation, cellular component: cytosol; endoplasmic reticulum; mitochondrion. Gene Ontology annotation, molecular function: guanyl-nucleotide exchange factor activity.